UUAACGUUUGCGCGUAGAUUUAAAUACUUACAUGUCGCGACAUCUGCAUAAAAACACAGACGAAGUAUAGGAUAGACAUAGCAAACAAUGUUAAAUUUUGUCACACGCUCUCGGGGGACUUAGGACCCCCUUCCUAUUUUCAUGUCACACCUUGUCAUACCGACUUAGGCUGUUUUUACAUGGCAAUUCUAUAAGUUAUAAGAAAUUAGAAUCAAAAAUAUUGAAUACAGACUUAAAACGUAUCUUUAAAAUUGUGCACUAUAAGCAAUUAUGAGUAUAUAUAAAAAUGUGAUAUUGAGACAAAAAAAUAAAAAAAAGACACGUCUUUUUCUUAUUUAUUCAUAUUUAUUUAUGCUCUGUUGGUAACGUUGUAAGUGACAUGAGAAUAGUAAGAGGGCUGCAUUAUCUCUCGGCCCUGGACAAAAAUUUACAUUGCAUACUAAUCUACCUAUAUCUCGUCGGUGAGGCUGUGCUAUGUACUUCUGUCAUAACAAUACACUAAUGCACACGUGAUUUAAGUAAAUUUUAUUAAAAUAAUAAUUGUACGAAUUAUUUUAUUCUGUGAUUUAAAUAUUAGAGCAAUAAAGUGCAGUGAAUAUGUAACUAUUCAUUUUAUAAUUUAAGUACUUUUAAUGCGUAAAUGACAAAUGAAAACUUGAAUUAAAAUGAAUUUGAAUUUAUUUUAUAUAAUACUAAACCAAUGAAGUUAUAUAUUUGUGUAUAACAUUUAUGUCUAAAAUUCAUGUGAAGAUAAUUAUUUAUAAAAAUGGAUAUUUUGAAGGCAGAAAUAAUGAAAAAACGUAAGCAGUUGGAAGAAAGCAAUGUUUUGCAAAAUAAUAAAAAGUAUUUCAAAAGGAGUGACUUAAUAUCUAAAGAUACAGAAAUAAAAGAAGUGCAAAACAAUAAUGACGAGGACAUUAAAGUGAAUACAACUCAACAGCAAGAAGAAUGUGUAAUGGAUGGUAGUUCGGAACACUUAACUUUACCUAGGCAUGAAGUAAUUAAAAGAUUACGUGAAAGAGCCGAGCCGAUAUUAUUAUUUGGAGAGUCAGAGAUUGAAGCUUUCAAGAGAUUAAGAAAAUGUGAAAUUUUAGAACCUGAAGUGAACAAAGGUUUCCGAAAUGACUUCCAAGAAGCUAUGGAACAAGUAGAUCAGGCAUAUUUAAAUGAAAUACUAGCUUCCUCAAAGCCCCAAGAUCGCAAUGGAAAAGGAGAUGUAAAUGUACCAGAUGAAGGAGUUACUUAUGAAGACUUACAAAAAAUGUCUAUUAAACUAAAUAAGGGCGACAGGGACUUUGAUUUAAAUGUCAUUACACAAUUCAUACAAUUUUUAGUACAAAUGUGGGGUAUUCAAUUAAACAGUCGAAGUACAGCAGAGAAAAUGAGUACUAGAGGAAAAAUGGCUAGUGCCACUUAUGCACAAACCAGGGAAUACUUAAAACCACUUCUUAGAAAAUUAAGGAAUAAAUCCUUGCCAGAGGAUAUCACUGAUAGUUUGACUGAUAUUGUAAAACAUUUACUUGAACGCAAUUACAUAUUGGCAAGUGAUGCAUAUUUACAAAUGGCUAUAGGAAAUUCUCCGUGGCCUAUAGGAGUAACUAUGGUAGGUAUUCACGCACGUACUGGAAGAGAAAAAAUUUUCUCCAAAAAUGUGGCACACGUAAUGAAUGACGAAACUCAAAGGAAGUAUAUUCAAGCUUUAAAGAGGUUGAUGACUAAAUGUCAAGAAUAUUAUCCAACAGAUCCAUCACGUUGCGUAGAAUAUUCCAAGACAUGAAGUAUAUAAAGAAAUAUAUAUUAUGGAAUGUAAAAUAUUUAACAUUAAUAAAAAAACGUGAAUGUAAUAUUUAGUUUAUUUUUACAUUUGUAUCAUAAUAUACAUAAAAUUAAGGAACUCAUUUUACUAAGUAAAUAAUAAUAUUGUAUUUUUAAAUAAUAUCGUAUUUUUUCUUUGUACUACACCUUUGAGGUAAUU
Nomia melanderi (Alkali bee) is the source of this 1975-nucleotide messenger RNA. It is a transcript of the gene Prp18, whose product is annotated as pre-mRNA processing factor 18. Gene Ontology annotation, biological process: generation of catalytic spliceosome for second transesterification step; RNA splicing. The record is from RefSeq and is a predicted model, not a curated record. Gene Ontology annotation, cellular component: U4/U6 x U5 tri-snRNP complex; U2-type post-spliceosomal complex; U5 snRNP. Lineage: Eukaryota; Metazoa; Arthropoda; Insecta; Hymenoptera; Halictidae.